Anopheles maculipalpis is the source of this 2444-nucleotide messenger RNA. RefSeq names its product ATP-dependent 6-phosphofructokinase (gene Pfk). Gene Ontology annotation, molecular function: monosaccharide binding; AMP binding; 6-phosphofructokinase activity. Gene Ontology annotation, biological process: fructose 1,6-bisphosphate metabolic process; fructose 6-phosphate metabolic process; canonical glycolysis. The transcript has 6 exons. Gene Ontology annotation, cellular component: cytoplasm; 6-phosphofructokinase complex. Bases 66 to 2435 code for a protein of 789 amino acids. NCBI's taxonomy places the organism in Eukaryota, Metazoa, Arthropoda, Insecta, Diptera, Culicidae. The record is from RefSeq and is a predicted model, not a curated record.
GCGUUACUGUGACUGUACGAGCGAUACUUAUUGCAUCAACAAGAAAUCUUCGUCAGUGAGGAAGGAUGUCGAGCGCACCGGUACAACGUUUCAUUCAAUUUGGAGCUCACAAGGGCAAGGGUAUCGCUGUCUUCACCAGCGGUGGCGAUUCCCAGGGUAUGAAUGCAGCCGUCCGCGCCGUGGUUCGCAUGGGAAUCUAUGUUGGAUGCAAGGUGUACUUCAUCCGCGAAGGUUACCAGGGCAUGGUAGAUGGCGGAGAUAAUAUCGUUGAGGCAAACUGGUCGUCUGUUUCGAGCAUUAUCCACCGCGGAGGAACCGUAAUCGGUUCGGCUCGUUGCAAGGAUUUUCGCGAACGGGCUGGUCGUCUACAGGCCGCCUACAAUCUCGUUUCUCGCGGCAUUACCAACCUGGUUGUAAUCGGUGGCGAUGGGUCACUUACCGGAGCCAAUCUAUUCCGCCAGGAAUGGGGCAGUCUGCUGGAUGAACUGCUGGCCAGCAAUCGGAUCACCCAGGACCAACGCAUCAAGUACAAGAGUCUGCAUAUUGCUGGUAUGGUCGGAUCGAUCGACAACGAUUUCUGCGGCACCGACAUGACCAUUGGUACCGAUUCAGCGUUGCAUCGCAUUAUCGAAGCGAUCGAUGCAAUCGUCAGCACAGCAUACUCCCAUCAACGUACCUUUAUCAUGGAAGUUAUGGGACGCCAUUGUGGCUAUCUAGCGGUAGUGGCCGGUCUGUGCGUCGAGGCCGACUACAUUUUUAUUCCCGAAGAUCCACCAAAACCCGAUUGGCCGGAACGUCUCUGCAAGCAAUUGUCACAGGAGCGUUCCGCUGGGCAACGUUUAAACAUCAUCAUUGUAUCGGAAGGUGCGAUCGAUCGAGACGGCAAUCCGAUUACAGCUGAGAAGGUGAAGCAGGUGGUUGUUGAUCGACUGCAGCAGGACACUCGCAUUACCGUGUUAGGUCAUGUACAGCGUGGAGGCAAUCCGAGUGCAUUCGAUCGUGUGCUGGGUUGCCGUAUGGGCGCUGAGGCGGUGCUGGCACUGAUGGAAGCGGAUGACAAGACGGAACCAUGCGUUGUAUCACUGGAUGGCAAUCAAGCCGUGCGUGUUCCGUUGAUGGAAUGCGUCGAGCGGACGAAGGCCGUCGCGAAAGCAAUGGAAGAUAAGAACUGGGAAUUGGCGGUACAGCUGCGCGGACGCUCGUUUGCACGCAACCUCGAGACGUACAAGAUGCUGACACGUUUGAAGCCACCGAAGAGUGCAUUCGACGAACAAGGGCGUGGCGUUGGUGGGUAUACGAUGGCGGUAAUGCACAUUGGUGCACCGGCCUGCGGAAUGAACGCAGCCGUUCGCUCGUUUGUGCGUAACUGCAUCUACCGCGGUGAUACGGUGAUGGGCAUACACGACGGUAUUGAGGGACUGGUGGCAGGGCACAUCAAGAAGAUGGAAUGGUCUGAUGUCACGGGAUGGGUUGGACAGGGAGGUGCUUUCCUCGGCACGAAACGCACGCUCCCGGAGGGCCAAUUUAAGGAGAUUGCUGCAAGACUCAAGGAGUUUGGCAUCCAGGCGCUGUUGAUCGUGGGCGGUUUCGAGGCGUAUCACGCCGCUGGUCAAAUUACGGAUCAGCGAGGCAAGUUCAAAGAGUUUUGCAUCCCGGUCGUUGUCAUCCCGUCUACCAUCUCAAACAACAUGCCCGGAACAGAGUUUUCGCUCGGUGCCGACACCGGUCUAAACGAAAUUACGGAAAUCUGCGAUCGCAUCCGUCAGUCCGCUCAAGGUACUAAGCGGCGUGUGUUUGUCAUUGAGACGAUGGGUGGGUACUGUGGAUAUCUUGCCACAUUGGCGGGACUUGCCGGUGGAGCAGAUGCAGCAUACAUCUACGAAGAGAAGUUCACGAUCAAGGAUCUGCAGCAGGACGUGUACCAUAUGGCGUCGAAGAUGAGCGAUGGUGUCCAGCGCGGUCUUAUUCUGCGCAACGAAAAAGCGUCCGAAAAUUACAACACCGAGUUCAUCUAUCGCCUGUACUCGGAAGAAGGCAAGGGUUUGUUCUCCACGCGCAUGAACGUACUCGGCCACAUGCAGCAGGGUGGAUCGCCGACUCCUUUCGAUCGAAAUAUGGGCACCAAGAUGGCGGCCAAGUGCGUUGAGUGGCUGGUUGAACAAUUGAAGGCUAACACACAGCCCGAUGGAUCGAUUAACGCUACCGCCCCCGAGACUGCCUGUCUGUUGGGCCUCGUGCGUCGUCAGUACAAGUUUACCCCGCUUAAAGAGCUUAUCGGGGAGACCAACUUUUUGCAGCGCAUACCAAAGCACCAGUGGUGGCUGAAGCUGCGGCCGCUAUUAAGAAUCUUGGCCAAACACGACUCCACCUACGAAGAGGAGGGCAUGUACAUCACGGUCGAAGAAGAAAUGUCGACCGAUUCACCCUGCGCCUAAACUAAGAAA